Messenger RNA from Neohortaea acidophila, 1302 nucleotides. RefSeq lists its product as uncharacterized. Gene Ontology annotation, molecular function: histone binding; nucleosome binding. The record is from RefSeq and is a predicted model, not a curated record. NCBI's taxonomy places the organism in Eukaryota, Fungi, Ascomycota, Dothideomycetes, Mycosphaerellales, Teratosphaeriaceae. Bases 1 to 1302 code for a protein of 433 amino acids. The transcript is spliced from 2 exons.
AUGUCGAAUCAAGAGCUAGAACAAUGGACACGCAAUGUGCAAGCCGCAUUUCCCGACGAUCUAGCCCGAAGAAUCAUCCUUGCUCCCACACUCCACCCCGUCACUCUCCCGCAACUAUUCGAGGAUAUUGCACAGCACGUCUUGUCACUACACACACCCUCCACCGCUCAAGAUACCCAGCCCUUGUCGAAGAAGCGCAAGCUCGAGGACAAUCACGCGUUCACAACUACGGAGAGUGCACUCCCCAAGAGGGAAACCAAGCCCUUGUCGACCCUUUUCGAAUGCAGUGAUGUCAGCGUCCAGGCGCCGUUGCGAAAGAAGUUGAAGGUGGCGUUGCUUUACGACUCUGCAGCAAAAGAGGAGGGCCAGAUACAUCUCAGCAAUGCAAGCACUGGCGAAGUGGAGUGGGGGAUGGAAGCGAAGGAUGUGGAACAAGCAUUCCGCCUGCCUGUGCCAGAGAAGCAGGCUCGACAGGCCAACUUUCUGCUUUUCCCCAAGCCCGGCGCUGUGGAUAUGCAAGGACAUCCAGCCGAGCCCGUGCUAUUCGUCACAAAUGAGACCACCCCGGGGGCAGGCACAAUAUCUGGUGAAGCUGUGAAAGAGGACGAUACUUAUGUGUCCGUCACACACCGCGCUCUCGACAAAUGGCUCUCACCGCACGGCAAGCAUGUCAUCACUCCGAAUGCUGCCGAGUUUGCGAGCAGCAUACCACAGUCUCACCGCAAAGGUGAAAAGGCAUAUCACGUCAAGGCACAUCGAGGGUCGAAAGAAGGCUACCUCUUCUUCCUCGAAAACGGCGUGGUAUUCGGCUUCAAGAAGCCCCUGGCCUUCUUCCCCUUCUCCAACAUCGAUUCCAUCAGCUAUACCUCCGUCCUGCAACGCACCUUCAACCUCGUCAUCGCCGCGGCCGACAGCGCGAGCGCGGAAGUGAAAGAAGUGGAGUUCAGCAUGCUGGAUCAAGAAGACUUUGCAGGCAUCGAUGCAUAUGUCAAACGACACGGGCUGAAUGACGCGUCAAUGGCUGCGCAGCGACGGGCAAAGGCGUACAAUGUCAACAAAGAGAAGAGGGCGGAGGCGAAUGGCGAUGUGGAGAAUGGGGCGGUGGAGGGGGACGAAGUGGAUGUGCAGACGGAGUUGCAGAAGGCGGAGCAGCAAUUGCAGGAUGAGGAGGAUGAGGAGGAGGAGGAUUAUGAGGUGUCAGGUGGCGAAAGUGAGGGAGAAGGGGGCAGUAGUGAGGAGGAGGAGGAGUAUGCUGACGAAGAGGUGGAGGAAGAGUAUGAUGAAGAGGAGGCGGAGGAAUGA